AUGUGGUCAGGCAAGAAGUGUUCAGAGGGAGGAGCUGGUACACCCACUGAAGAGGAGGUUAAAGUAGUACUUGUGGGUGACACUCAAUGCGGGAAAACAUCACUCGUUCAGAGAUUUGUGUCUGACACUUUUGUUGAGGCUUACACUCCAACUGGUUUUGAGAAGUAUGGGUACACGUGUACUGUAGCCGAUUAUAAAGUUAACUUCUCUGUUUGGGAUACCUCAGGAACAACAGCAUACGACACAGUCAGGCCCCUGGCGUAUCAGGAUGCGAAGAUAUUUAUGAUCUGUUUCAACAUAGCUGAACCAGAGACCUUAAAUAAUUCAGCUGCAAAGUGGUACAGAGAAGUGCGGACUCAUGGAGGUUCAGCUCCUGUUUUACUUUGUGGAUGUAAAGCAGAUCUUAGACACGACAAAGAAACCCUCACCAUGCUGUCCAAGCUCAGAACUCACCCAGUCACCAGUGAAGAGGCUCUAUCAGUAGCGAGACAGCUUGGUGCGACAACGUAUGUAGAGACGUCAGCUAGAGCAUCUAGCAAGGGUGUGAAGGAUGCCUUCGAGGUAGCAGCUUUAGCGGCCCUUGGAAAACUUAAUAAACAACAAAUAAAGCAACAGAAGCAAGUUGGACGCAGCAAGAGCAAACGCGAUCUGAAAGCUGAGCUGAAGGGAAGAGCGAAAAGUUGUUGUGUCAUGUGA
Messenger RNA from Danaus chrysippus (African queen), 696 nucleotides. The record is from the annotation of a GenBank genome assembly. Lineage: Eukaryota; Metazoa; Arthropoda; Insecta; Lepidoptera; Nymphalidae.